AUGUCUAGCCCUCUUCUCUCCGACACUAUCAUGUUCCUCACCGCGGAAAGUGCCAGAGCACAUGAAGCCAUAACACACCCAGCCAAUGCCAACGGCCUAGUAUCGGGCCUCGAUGAAUUUGGCCGCACAUAUGUUGUUCUCCGCCUCAGCCUCGAUUGCCUUCCCAAAAACGUCGUCAAGGGCUUUGUUUUUGGGGCACGUAGUGACAGUGACAUCAUUCUUCCCUCAACUGACCAUCGCUUUUCUCUUAAUUUCGAUCCUUUAAAUGGCAAACCUGUCUUUCAAAACAGAUCUUCACGCUCCCUUUGGGCUGGCCGCAAAAAGCUGUCUUCUUAUUAUGAUACCGCGGAUACGGAGGAUGAGUUGAGGAUUAGUCUUGAAGGAUUUGAAUUCACGGUCCAUAUCCCUGAUCGUGAACUAUUCGAAGACUUACGAAUCCAAAUUACGGGAAUUCUUGACAUCCAGGUGGGAGGGAUCUGCCAGGGACUUCCACUCCCGCUACCAGCCCAGGGCCCACCGCACCAUGCGCACUGA
This is a messenger RNA of Coccidioides immitis RS, 534 nucleotides long. RefSeq lists its product as uncharacterized. The transcript has a single exon. NCBI's taxonomy places the organism in Eukaryota, Fungi, Ascomycota, Eurotiomycetes, Onygenales, Onygenaceae. The record is from RefSeq and is a predicted model, not a curated record. Bases 1 to 534 code for a protein of 177 amino acids.